Molecule: messenger RNA, 4961 nt
Organism: Microtus oregoni (creeping vole)
Lineage: Eukaryota; Metazoa; Chordata; Mammalia; Rodentia; Cricetidae
Gene: Dtd2
Product: D-aminoacyl-tRNA deacylase 2
Exons: 3
Coding region: 3-509 (168 amino acids)
Biological process (GO): tRNA metabolic process
Cellular component (GO): cytoplasm
Molecular function (GO): D-tyrosyl-tRNA(Tyr) deacylase activity
Source: RefSeq, a predicted model, not a curated record
CCAUGGCGGACGGCAGCAAUACGGUGCACGCCCGCGCGCUUCUGCAGCAGUGCCUGCACGCUCAUCUACAAGUGCGCCCGGCCGACGGGGACGCCGCGGCGCAGUGGGUGGAGAUCCAGAGAGGCCUAGUGAUCUAUGUGUGCUUCUUCAAGGGGGCGGACAAAGAGCUUCUUCCCAAGAUGGUUAAUACGCUGUUAAAUGUGAAAUUAAGUGAGACAGAAAACGGCAAGCAUGUCUCCAUCCUGGACCUGCCCGGCGACGUCCUCAUCAUCCCUCAAGCCACCCUCGGGGGCAGGGUGAAAGGAAAAAACAUGCAGUAUCACGCUAACUGCGGGAAGGAGGAAGGCCUGGCACUGUACUCCCAGUUCGUGAGUCUGUGUGAGAAAGCCCUGGCCGCCAACAGCAAGUGUGCCGAAGCGGGGGUUGUAGUGGCGCACGGCACUUACGGGAACAGGCAAGUGUUAAAGCUGGACACCAAUGGACCAUACACGCACCUAAUUGAGUUUUGAAAGACUCUCUCCAUGACUGCCUCCUGGUAUAAAAGGACUGGACUGGACUUAGGUUUGGUCCCCUUCCUCUUGAAGGCACAGAUCUGCAACAUGUUUAGGCAAGAAAAUCCUGGAUCCAAGAUGGACAUAGUGACACAUUCCUUUAAUCCCAUCCCAACGCUCAGAGGCAGAGACAGCAGAUUUUGUCACUUGGAGGCCAUCCUGGUCUACCUAGCCAGUCAAGGACAGCCUGCCUCAAAAAAAUAAAGAAACUGGGAAAAUAAAUGAGUCGUUUAUAAAAGGCAGCACUGGUUUUUACAAACCCCUCUGCCUUGACUUUAAAAUAUGUUUUUAAGAUUGGAAACAGUGGCAUAGCGAUGGCUCGGUAGUGAAGAGGUUUUGUUGUUCCUAGAGGCCCUGGACUCAGUGCCCAGCACAAUGGGUCCUAACAGUCUGAACCUGCAGCUCUGGGGGAUUGGAGGGCUCCCAGCUGCACAGGCAUACACAUACAUAAAAAGUAAAGAUAAAUAUUAAAAACUCCAAGGUAUUUUUAAAUUGAAAAUUAAAUAUUUCUAAUUAGCAGACUUAGACAUCCGAGGACGUUGCUGGACUCUCCUGGUGUCUUAGGUGUCCCUUGGCCUCUUCUGACAUUUUAAAUUCCUCUUGCACACAUGCCCGAAAUUCCUUUUUUAUAGCUUUCCUGUACUGUUCUAUUUUGAAACUUGAGAAUCAAUAACUUGAGCUCAUUAUUCUUAACUUCUGCUUUAUUGAUUCACAAUGCAGUUGUUGAAAUGUGAUAAACUAUUCAUAAGCUUAGAAACCCCAGUUUUCCUUAAAUCUUCUCAAGGACAUGCGCAUGUCUUUCAAAAAGAUUACAUUGCUUACUUUAAAUCAUCUUGGUUUUAUGCCUGUGUAAAAUGCUGACUCACAGCUCUACAUGGAGUUCAAGAAUUCUCCUCACAAAGCCGCCUGAGGUACCUGUGGAGAAAGGUAGUCCAAGUUCAUGGAAGGUUGAUAAUUAGAAACAAUGACAGAUGGGGGUAAGCAGAAAAAUUAUAGAUUUGGAAAUUACUUAACCUUUGCUUUUCAUAGCUUUUUUUGUCCAAGGGGCUCAAAAACCCAUCAAUAUACACAUUUAAUUUUCAUAUCUAUAAUGAAGAUAGCACUAUAGAAAGAAAGAUGCUGUUUUCCCCAGGUCAUCCACCAUGGAAGAGUCAUCUCCUUCCUCUGACUUACACUGAGACUUGUUGCUGGUUCAUUGGUUUAGUUACUAAAUUAGGCAUGAACAAAAUUGCCCCUAACAUACAUACCUUAUCCUUUGUUCUUUCUAAGAUUAUAGAAUGUUUCAAACAAUAUACUUCCUAAAUAUUUUUCAAAGAUUUAUUUUUUCUUUUGUGUGUGUAUGUGUGUGCACGCUCGCGCGCACACAUGCUCAUGUGUGUGUAUGUGUUUGUCCGUUGGUAUGUCCACAUGAGUGCAGGGGCCCUUGGAGAAUAGAAGCUCCCCUGGAACUAGAGAUGCAGGUGACUGUGCCUGAUGUGGGGUCCUGAGUUAAGCAAUGCAUGGUCUUAGCCUCUGUGCUAUCUCCCCAAGACCGCUUAAAUGUUUUUAAUCUUUCCGUUUAGAAUCCUGGAACCACUUGUGGAAAAUAUAUGUAAGAUGCAACAGAUGUGGUUUUAAUGUCUGGAACACAUUCAUGUAAAGUAAAAUGAGGGAGCUGAGCAGGUGACUUAGUGGUUAAGACCAGAGUUCGGCUCCCAGCACCCAUGUCGGGCAGUUCUCAGCAUUCUGUAACUCCAGCUCCAGGACUCUGCCCUGUAUUCAAGCAUGUGCACACAUGCACACACAUCAUUUAAUAAAUAAAGCAAAUUGAAACGUGCCUUUAUCCUUACUUCAAAUUAUAAAAAGAAGGGCAGAGGCAUGCAUGUAGUGCCCAUACAGCCCAUAAAACAGCAUCAGAUCCUUGAGAAUUAGAGUUAGAGACAAUUAUUACCUGACUGUUAGCCACCAUGUGGUUUCUGGAAACUGAACCCAACUCCUUUAGAAGAGUAUUCAGUGCUCAUAACCACAGAGCCAUCUCUGCAGCCCCACAACCUAUAGCUCAUAUACCUUCUUGCAAGCUGUCUUCAAGGCACUGUUUCUAGAACAUGUCUGUCUAUGGUACUGCAUGGCUUAGAAGCUGUUGUAACUCUUUAUGUGCAGGACAAAGUCUACACAUUGAGGUUGGAGUUAAGGUUCCUGACAUAGUCAAUCAACUAGUGAGUUCUGAUCACCAAGAGUAAAAAUUAAUAUGACAUUCUCUUGUGAUAACAGUGUGGUUGCUAUUCUCCAAGACAAGUGGCAGAGAAUGCUGUAGUAUUUGAUAUUGCUGUUGGUAACUUUUAUUCUGUCAGUGUGGAGCCAACUGAUCAUUAACACAGACACUCUUCAUAAGGCAGAACCUUGGGUAAUAACUGCAAAGAAAGAGCAAAGUCCAAGAGGCCAAAAACUCUUAAAGAUAGCAGAGAAGUAGAAAGACAAGAAGCAUCAUUGAGCAAAGGUGCUCUUCAGUACAUAAACAGGAGGCCAGCAGGAUGGUUCAGGGCUAAAGGUACCCGCUGCCAAGCUUAGUGAUCUGAGUUCAAUUCUUGGGACUCACGUGGCAGAAGGCGAGCACCAACUCCAAAUUCUCCUCCGACCUCCACAUGCACAUUGUGACACUUGUGCACCCAGACACAAAAUCAGCCAAUAAACAAAAUAUGAAAAACAAUUGGAAUUACUAAAGAAAAAUUCGAAGAAAAAUUAAGUAAGGUCAGAAGAGAGAUCUGUGAACCUAAAAGUUAAGAGUUUUCAGAAUGGGUAGUGGUGGUUCACCUUUAAUCCCAGCAUUCAGCAAGCAGAGGCAGGUAGAUCUCUAUGAGUUCAAGGCCAGCCUGAUCUACAGAGCAAUUUUCAGGACAGCCAAGGCUAUAAUGAGAAACCCUGUCUUGAAAAAAAAAAAGUUUUCAGAGAUCAUAGAACAAUUUAAAUCUGUCUUCAUUACUUUCCUAUUGCUGUGAAGAGACACCAUGACCAAGGGAGCUUACAGAAUAGUUUAUUGGGGGCUUUCUUACAGUUUCAAAGGAUUAUUCUACAACCAUCAUGGUAUCGCGGUGGGAUGGCAGCAAACAGGCAAGCAUAAUGCUGGAGCAAUAGCUGAGAGCUUACGUAUUGAGAUAGUAACCAUGAGGCAGAGAGAGAGAAGAGAGAGAAUUGGAAUGGUAUAGGCUUUGGAAACCUCAAAGCCACUGUCAGCGACACAUCUCCAACAAAGCCACACCUAAUCCUUCCCAACCAAUUCCACCAAUGGGUUCAAGCAUUCAAACAUAUGGGCCUGUGGUAGGCAUUCUCAUUCAAACCACCAGUCUUUGCAACAGUAAGCAUUCUUAAGUUUUUGUAGAAGAUAAUAUCUCACCUGUCCCAGACUCACCAAGGGAAUCUGUUGAAUGCAGUUCUAAAUCAGUCUUAGAGUCAAGGUCUGUCUGGUCACCAAUCUUCCUGCCAGAUGACUCUUGCACUCACCAGAAUCCCACACCCAUCACUCAGAACCAAGUCCAGACUUCUAAGGCUGGAGUCAGGGGGUUUUGUUCUGUUCUUUUGCCAUUAUUUAUAGUUGGCGGAGGGGGUAUGUAUGCCACAAAGAUGUCAAAGGACAUCUUGCAGGAGCAGGUUCUUUCCUUCCAUCUUGUGGGUCCCAUCAUGAUAUGUCCGUCAGACAGGCCUGGCAGCCCUUGGCCUACCCCACCUGGCCUGCUCUUCUGUAACUGGGCUCCAGCUCACCUUUCAAAACUUUCCCCCCACAACUGUCCUCAGAGCACCUUUAGCACGGGUCUAGCACCAUUUUCCAGGUCGCACGCUUACCUCAUUACCCUCUUUUCCACUCUAAAUCCAUCGCCGUUUGCUCUGUAGCCUCAGGCAGUCUCUUUCAGCCCCACGGGAAUUUCUGUUGCCAUCGUCCUUCCUAUUAGACUUGUACUAUUUUGAAACCUAUGAUGUACUAUGAGAUUGAGUACUUUUUAUUUCUGGACUGUAAGAGUAUAUUAACACGGAGAGGCAGAAUAGCGUGGGCAGACAGCAUACAGUCUAAAUAUUUUAUCUCCUACAGCUUUGCCACACUGCUGCGUCUGUUACCACGCUUGGGAGUUCUCAGUGAGGCAGCAGUGGCGGUGUGCCAGUGGCCAGAACACUCUUGAUGUUGGUUCAGUUAUAUUGUUAAUGCACAGUGAAUUUCUUAGUUAUAAAGGUUGGAGCUACAGGAAGCAAGUUAAAUAUAGCUGCACCUUGUUUUGCUAUAAUAGAAGACACCAGAGGAAUGCUAUUUGGAGGGCAAAGGACUCGUGUGUUGUCUCAGGGUUCACUCUGUAGUGUCUUUCUACUAUAGUGCAGCUGUAUUUGUAUAAAAGUUUUGUCUAUACAAGAUCUGCUGAGUAAAUUGGGAGUGUAGGAGGUCACAGG